GUCACGUCCUGUCCCUGUCAUUUCCGGAGAUGACAAAACACUGCACAUCCAAUGGAUUACUAAAUGACAGUAGCUGCUAAGCAUUUCAACCACUAAAAACCGAUUUGAUUAUCAAAACGGAUAUUCGUGACGUUUUUUUGUUUUUUUUGUUCCCAGGCUAUAUAUUUGCGUCGGUGUCCACAAAUGACUGUCCUCCUAAAAUUGAUGUUUUCAGGUCUGAAUAACUAAACUAGCUAGCUAGUUUGCUAGCUACCCAAUGCUAGCUGCUUAGCUGAUACAUUUCUGUGACCUAAUUUAGCUAACGUUAGCUGGCUACUUAGCGAUACAAAAUGUGUUGAAAAUUAAGCUUUGGUUUGGUUUCUGUGGUUAAAAAUAAUAUUGUUUUUGUGUGUCGUCAUUAGCAUUGCCGGGAUGUGUUUACUUAUUCCUUUGCAGGCACGACUUUACGCUUUGAAUCAUUUGGCUGUACUAACGUUAGCAGUAGAAGGUCAAUAUUGUUGAUGACAGCUAACUAUAGUGGAAUACUUCUCAACAAACCGCCUAUGCGCAAUGAGAUGUAAAGCUACUGUUAGGCUAUUCGAUAUGAGAUGUAAACAGAGUGGGAGCUUCAGCUAUCCAGAUUCACAGUUGCUCAUUAGUUAGCUAACUAGUCAUUAGCUAACAGGAAAAGUAGCCAUACCCAGUGUUGGCUGAAGUUAACUUUACUCGAUUCUCUCCAACAAUGAUUAAGUCGAUCACUACGAAAACACCUCAAUAAUAACAGCCAAUACUUGGAAAUAUGGAUUUCAUGUGGACUUCAGCCAUACUACAAAAUCACCUGAUUCUACUUUCAAAAUAACCUUUUCAGACGACCGUCUUAAUUUCAGAUUUUUGCUGACAGGAUAACUUUCAUGUUUUGUUUUGGAGAGUAGGGGUUGGCUUUGGAUCAAUUGUUGAUUUUUGCAUGUGUUAUAGUUAAUUUUUUUCCAAAUAAUAUCCUCUCACAGUAGAAAAUGAAUGGCCUAUCUGUCAGUGAGCUAUGCUGCCUGUUCUGCUGCCCUCCCUGUCCGAGCCGUAUUGCCGCCAAGCUUGCCUUCCUGCCUCCUGAGCCUACAUAUUCCCUCUUGCCGGACCUCGAUGGAUCUGCAGCCCCAGGGACAGCAGGGUCAGCGGGGCUGAGAUCCAGGGGAGGGGUACCUGGAGCAGCUGUAGGGGGUUCAGGCAGCACUGGUCCUGCAGAGGGAAAAUGGAAGCUCCACCUGACAGAGCGAGCUGAGUUUCAGUACUCCCAGAGAGAGCUGGAUGCUACAGAGGUGUUCUUCACCCGCUCCAGCCGUGGCAAUCGAGUGGGCUGCAUGUACAUCCGCUGUGCCCCCACCGCCAGGUUUACAGUGCUGUUCUCCCAUGGCAACGCGGUGGACUUGGGCCAGAUGAGCAGCUUCUAUAUCGGCCUGGGCACACGCAUCAACUGCAACAUCUUCUCCUACGACUACUCCGGCUAUGGUGUCAGCACGGGCAAGCCUUCCGAGAAGAACCUCUACGCUGACAUUGAAGCCGCCUGGCAGGCCCUGCGCACACGAUAUGGCAUCAGCCCAGAGAACAUAAUCCUGUAUGGGCAAAGCAUUGGCACCGUUCCCACGGUCGACCUGGCAUCACGGUAUGAGUGUGCCGCUGUGGUGCUCCACUCCCCCCUCACCUCUGGCAUGCGGGUGGCCUUCCCAGACACCAAGAAGACAUACUGCUUUGAUGCUUUCCCCAACAUUGAGAAGGUGUCUAAGAUCACGUCACCGGUGCUGAUCAUCCACGGGACUGAGGACGAGGUGAUCGACUUCUCCCACGGUCUGGCUCUGUUCGAGCGCUGUCCCAAGGCCGUGGAGCCACUUUGGGUGGAGGGGGCGGGACACAACGACAUCGAACUGUACAGCCAGUACCUGGAGCGCCUGCGCCGCUUCAUUGGCCAGGAGCUGGCCGUACAGCAUGCCUGAACACCCCCACACCGCCUCCAGGCUCCAACCCUCCUCUGGCUCCCCUCUGUUCCUCUGGGUCUAAGUGGGUCAGGAGGAAUGGAUGGCUGGGCUCUCAGAAUGAAUGAUCCUUCACCUUUUGGGGCGACUUUGUCUGGAUGCUCGGCAGCCCUGUCUUUUAGUUGUUUUCCUAUUUUUCUGUCUCUGUCACCUGUCAUUAAUCCUGGUCAGAGAAUCUAGUCCACCUCCCGCCCCUUGGACAGUGCAAGAAUGCACCCAGGCAUGGAGGGCUCUCUACCUUCUGCCUGUUUUAUUUCUGUCUGUCCAAAGCCCCUCUAUUACCCCAGGCAUGGAGGGCUCUCUACAUUCUGCCUGUUUUAUUUCUGUCUGUCUAAAGCCCCUCUAUUACCCCAGGCAAAAACAACCUCAAACAGGCUAGGUGUUCUAAACACAUGUACUGUUUAUCAUCUUCUGAGACAUUUACACAUGAUUCAAUUUGAACUAACAACCCUAACAUGGGCAAAUCAUUGAGUAAUGAAAGUCUGUUUUGAGCACCGACAUUUUGGUAUUUAAUUUGAAUGGGGAAUGUGUGUAUUUCUCUUUUCUAACACAACGAUGACACUGAGCCACUACUUUACAAAUCCUGUGGUGUUGACGUAUGAGUAUAACUGUCCUAUUUGAAAGCAGGUUUGUUGCUAAUGUUUCUUGUGGAAUCUUUUUUCUUUGCUCUCUUCUCUUUCUCUCCUCCUGUCUCUUCCUCUCUGUCUCAUUUUCAGUUAAGCUGUCAGAUUAAUAGUCCAUGUCUAUGAAUAAUUUCUUUCAUAGACAUAAAUCUUACGUUUUUAUAAUUAUUAAGCAUGGUUUAAUUUUUAUCUAAAAAGUGAUUAGAGCAAAAAUCAUUUUUAAAAAGUUGCUGAAUAUUGCUUUGGCUAAAGUCCAAAAUCUCUCUGCCAAAUUAAUUGUUUCAAAAGCAUCAUUAAGUCGCUAACAUCUCUCUAAGAUGUGAUUGAUUUCUAACUCGGCAACCACUCUCAUGUUUCACUCCCUGAUUCAUAUUCUACAGUAGUUGUCCUGCAAUUGAUGUUAUGGACAUGUGAGUUUACCUUUAGAACACAAACUAAGUCCUGCCACGUUCUCUGAGUUAAGGAGGCAUUAGUUGGCCUUUACUCACACGGAAGUCAAUUCACAUCUUACUGGGUUUCUAUAUGGGAUGUUUUCCAAAGGCUUUUUAAAAUAUUUGUACGUGAUUUAGAGUUGUACAUAUUCAAUUUCACUUUAGUUAUUUCAUCCCUCUAAAAACACAAAAUCAUUGUAAAUUACUAGGCUUAUGCUGGUAAUGGCCAUUCGCAAGGUAAAUUGGGUCAGGGCAGUUGAGAUUAAGCUGGUUGGGUGGAUGGCGUUUUAACUGAACUUGCUGCUAAAGAUGAGGGUCAAAUGGAUUGAAAAGGGUCAAACCCUCCACAUCCAUUGUAUACAUUAAUGCUGCUUAGUUUGAGGGGAAAUGUUACAGUCAUACAUGUUAUUUUACGCUGUACAGUGGAAUGGAUCCAGUGAUGUACAGUACUCUCUGCUGGUGUCAUGUUGCAUGUUUGAUUGGUUGCUCUUUUGCUUCAUUUUAGGGGUAAAAGCACAUCAUUAUAACACUAGUAGAGCUAUGGAAUGAGAUGUGCUUUAAUUUAUUAUUCACUAGGUUUAUUUCCAGCAGGCUCCCUUUUCAGCUCCAACUAGCCCUUUUCACUGACUUUCUACUGUUGCCACACUAUUUCAGACAGACUUAAGAUUCCACAAUUUCUGACCGACUGUGUGAAAGUCGACCGAAUGCCCAACUUCUCUGGCAUACAGGGUCCACCACCACUCACAGGAUAGUGGAGGUCCUUUGUUUGGGUUGGGUUUUGGGGGAGUCAGGAUUACUUGUACACAGCAACCAAAUUUUAACAGUAAAUGUUCUGUCUUGAACAAAGCAUACCUCUUAUAUUGGUAUGUUCAUCAGAACCAAAGAAAGUCCUUCAUCACCCAUAGUACUUGGGUUUAUUGUCCAUCACCACAUAAACAGUUAGGGAACAAAAGUUGUGCGCCCUGAAUCAGCCAGGAUAUGCUCUUGUUCAAGCUGCUUAUAGUUUGGUUUGGGACAGCUUAGGCGUGUUUACUCUCUAUUAUGGACGAUUGUAUGGAGAAUACAAGCAAUACAGCAGAUUUGUGUGUCUGGGUGGCCUGAGAUAGGAGUGUGUGUAGCAGAUGAUGGACUGUACUUCGAGUGUGAGGAGUUCCAGACACACAUUCAGAGCUUUUGUUUAAAGAAACUAAGUUAUAUAAAUGUAUUUUUUAUUCAAAUGUAUUUACUAUAUUACAUUGUUUAUUUUUUUGCUGAGGGUUAGGAUCCAAGUGGAAGAUGGGGGUUGGUAUGUUAUUGUAUCCAGUUAUGCAUUGUUUAUUAUUUACAACUUUGUUAUAUUUAGUUUAAAAUGUUGUUUUCCUCACCCCCCCCCCCAAAAAAAACAUCUUAGAAAAUAAAAUAAUGAAUUGAUCAAA
This is a messenger RNA of Salvelinus sp. IW2-2015, 4472 nucleotides long. RefSeq names its product abhydrolase domain containing 17A, depalmitoylase b (gene abhd17ab). Gene Ontology annotation, biological process: protein depalmitoylation; regulation of postsynapse organization. The record is from RefSeq and is a predicted model, not a curated record. NCBI's taxonomy places the organism in Eukaryota, Metazoa, Chordata, Actinopteri, Salmoniformes, Salmonidae. Gene Ontology annotation, cellular component: endosome membrane; plasma membrane. Gene Ontology annotation, molecular function: palmitoyl-(protein) hydrolase activity.